Molecule: messenger RNA, 1085 nt
Organism: Mauremys mutica (yellowpond turtle)
Lineage: Eukaryota; Metazoa; Chordata; Testudines; Geoemydidae
Product: mast cell protease 1A-like
Exons: 5
Coding region: 7-807 (266 amino acids)
Biological process (GO): proteolysis
Cellular component (GO): intracellular membrane-bounded organelle; cytoplasm
Molecular function (GO): serine-type endopeptidase activity
Source: RefSeq, a predicted model, not a curated record
GUAAGGAUGCUGUUGUUCCUGCUCCCCGCAGCCUUUCUCGUGCAAAUCCUGCCCCCCGGGGCUCAGGCUGGGGGGAUCGUCGGGGGACAGGAAGCUGUGCCCCACUCCAGACCCUACAUGGCUUUUCUGACGAUGAAAAGAUGCUUUGGACCUGUGAAUACCUGCGGAGGGUUCCUGAUCCGGGAGGAUGUGGUGGUGACGGCGGCUCACUGUAGAGUGAAGUGGAACAGAGGCAUCGUGAUACUGGGGGCCCACAACAUUCGGAAGAGAGAACGAAGGAGGCAGAAAAUUAGAGUGAAGCGCUGGAUUCCGCACCCCGAAUAUGAUAAAAUGACUGACAGCAAUGACAUCAUGCUGCUGCAGCUGAGAAACAAGGCUGAACUCAAUGACUGGGUGCAGCCCAUCAGUCUGCCCCACCCCUGGCCGGAGGUACCUGUGGGCACCAAGUGCAACGUGUCUGGGUGGGGCCGGAUGCAAGUUAAUUCCUCUAAGAAGUCGGACGUGCUGCGGGAUGUGGUUCUGGAGGUGAUGGCUGAUGAGGUGUGUAAACGCAAGUUGACCAGACGAUAUGAUGCUGUGUCCAUGCUCUGUGCGGGGGAUCCCAAACACAAGAAAUCCACCCUGAAGGGUGAUUCGGGGGGCCCCCUGGUGUGUGAUGGGGUGCCCCAGGGCAUCGUCUCAUGGGGGCCGAUCAACGGGGCCUCUCCUGAAGUGUAUGCAAGAGUCUCCCAGUUCAUCCACUGGAUACAGACGGUGAUGAAAGAGCUGAAGCCCCUGGAUGCUCCUGGAGUCUCAUCUCAAGCCUGAGCUGCCCAACUCCCGUUGGUCCUGAGGCUGAGCUCAGGGUCCUCUCACCGGGGAUGGGGGUGGAAAAUGUAACUCUCCAGAUCUGGGAGCCUUUCACAGCCACUUCGCCCUGCUGCAGAUAUCACCAUGUCCCUUGGUCGGUCCUCUGCUGGGACUGAACUGGAUCACUCAGCAUCAAACACAUGUUCCCAGUGAUGAGCUGCCAAAAUCAUAACAACCGGUUCCCUCCUCACCCCAGGAGGAAUCAUGCCCCCCCCCCGCGGACUCCUGCCCCAACC